AUGAUCCUUGAAGCAAUUGUUUUCAUACUGGUAUCUUUCAGGAAAGCAAACCCUGCAAUGGCUGGUCAGUACAUCAAGACUUCUACUAGGGGUGAGAAUGCCAGAAUUGAGUAUGCCACAUCAUGUAUGCAAGGACCUCGCGAUGAAAUGCAAGAUUAUUACACAGCUAUCCUAGAUCUAGAUGGUUCGGGUUCCACAUCAUUCUUUGGUGUUUUUGAUGGCCAUGGAGGACAUAGGGUGGCAUUGUAUUGUUCGAGGAAAUUUCAUACUGAGCUUGUCAAAGUUCCAGACUAUCAAAACAACCUGCAUACCGCAUUGGAGCAUGUGUGCUUCAGAAUUGAUCAGGCGUUGAAAAGGUCAGAUGAAUGGAAGAAUCCUGAUGCUCCUCCUGCUCCUGCUCCUGGUAAUGGAAGUUUCCGAAGCCGUCUCCAGACUAGUCUUUGUUCCUGUUUCGGCAAGAAAUAUGAAGGGCCCCAAAUCGAAGGAAGCACAGCAUGCGUGGCUCUCAUUCGAGGCAACCAGAUAAUUGUUGGAAAUGUUGGUGAUUCCCGUUGUGUACUCUCAAGGAAUGGUCAGGCAAUUGAUUUAUCCACCGAUCACAAGCCAAAUGAACCAGGUGAAAGAGCCAGAAUUGAAGCUGCAGGAGGAUCAGUAGUCCAGAGGCAAGUCCUUGUACAUGAUGCAUCAGGACGAAUGAGGAUUGAACUAGGCCCAUAUCGCGUCGAUGGAAUAAUAGCCGUAUCCAGAGCGCUUGGUGAUUUUCAGUUCAAGAAGAACAAUAGAUUGAAGUUGAUAUGUAAUCCUGACAUUCACACUGAGGACAUAACUGAUGAUAUUGAUUUUCUUCUCAUAGCAAGCAAUGGUAUCUGGUAAGUCCUGAGCUAAAAAUAACACAAGAAGAUGUUUA
This is a messenger RNA of Lolium rigidum, 907 nucleotides long. Its product is annotated as probable protein phosphatase 2C 21. The transcript has 9 exons. Gene Ontology annotation, molecular function: cation binding; protein serine/threonine phosphatase activity. NCBI's taxonomy places the organism in Eukaryota, Viridiplantae, Streptophyta, Magnoliopsida, Poales, Poaceae. Bases 1 to 873 code for a protein of 290 amino acids. The record is from RefSeq and is a predicted model, not a curated record. Gene Ontology annotation, biological process: protein dephosphorylation.